GCAGCUCGUUUACAGGCACAGGCGCAGACGGACCGACUGGCUGGAGCUCGAGCGGAUUGCCGUAGUUAACGGACACACUGCACAAUGCGUGAAUACAAGUUAGUAGUCCUCGGAUCAGGAGGUGUUGGCAAGUCUGCGCUGACUGUUCAAUUUGUCCAAGGGAUCUUUGUGGAGAAGUAUGACCCUACAAUAGAAGACUCGUACAGAAAGCAAGUGGAGGUGGAUGGACAGCAGUGUAUGUUGGAAAUUCUGGAUACUGCCGGAACGGAACAAUUCACAGCCAUGAGGGACCUGUACAUGAAGAACGGCCAGGGCUUUGCACUAGUUUACUCCAUAACAGCACAGUCCACCUUCAACGACCUGCAGGACUUGAGAGAACAAAUUCUGCGGGUGAAAGACACAGAUGAUGUGCCGAUGAUCCUGGUGGGCAAUAAGUGUGAUCUGGAGGACGAGAGGGUGGUGGGCAAGGAGCAGGGGCAGAAUCUUGCCCGGCAGUGGAACAGCUGCGCCUUUCUGGAGUCCUCCGCAAAAUCCAAGAUUAACGUCAAUGAGAUUUUCUAUGACCUGGUCCGGCAAAUCAACAGGAAAACUCCAGUAACUGGAAAGCCACGCAAAAAGUCCACCUGCCAGUUGCUCUAAUACACAGCUGUUCUUUUGCUCUGAGCCAGGUCUGAUUUACUGCUGUGUCUAUCAGCAGUGCCAGCAUUCCGACGUUACUAAAACCUAACAUCGAAUGGACUUUCCUAUGUGGUGAUGCCCCUUUAACAAACCAACCAACCAACCAACAACCAACCAAUGGAUUCAAGGCUACAGUACCAUGACAGUUUUUUGCACAUAGAUAACCAUCAUCACUUUCCAAUGUCGCGAGAAAGAGAUUUUUACAUAUAAAUAUAUAAAUAUAUAUUCUAACUGUAUGCAACCGAAUAAACAAAUGAGUAAAUGAAUACAAAGCUAGACAAAAAUAAUUUUAAAAAUUACAGAGCCUACACGCAGUGUUAUCGCUAACGGAAACAGCCACCGUUGUAAAUGUAAGGAGGGAAUGUCUAACCAGGCUGUGCACGUUGACAUGGCAAUUACAAUGAUAUUUAUAAGCACCACUAUUUUAGCCAGAGAGGAGAGGAAGUCCAAAGAACUCCUAUAUAAACCAUUCUUACAGCUAACUUUCACUCCUUGUUUUUUUUUUUUUUUUUUUUUUUGUAACUUUAUUUUUUUGCUUUUAUUCUAAACAUGAUUUCUUCUGCCUUUAUUUCUCUUUUAUAAAUUACUAGAUUUUUUUUUUUUUCGCUCUAUGGAGAUGUUAUAUUCACAACAGCUAUUGAUUGAUUGAGUUUUACCUUAGGAAAACCUGUGGAUACAAUGAUGUACAUGUAAAAAGUUGAAAAAAUAUAAUUUUUUUUUCUGUCGCUAUCAUUGUCCUUAGCCUCAGAUGUUGCCUUCGAGUAUGUGUUAAGACCCUUUUGUGUCUCUUUCUCUCUUUUUUUAUAUAAAUAUAUAAUUUAGGUCCAUCUCAUAGCCUACGCCGAACUUUGUACAGCAGGCUUUUUCAAAAAACAAAAAAUAAAAAAGGGGGUAUUUAAAAAAAUAAAGGGUUUGACAGUUUAGUUGUAGUACCCCUCAUACUGUAUCCGAUCAUCUUUUUGGGUGGUUUGGUUAUGAAUAGUCAAAUCCCUCUUGAUCCUGAUCAAAUGUUGGACAAAUAUACAGUAUAAAUAUAUAUAUUUUAAAAACAAAUUGGGGGUUUUAAUACACACGACUCAAACUUUGCUCCUUUUGCUUGCUGGUGUCAACCGAGGAUAUGAAAACCAAAUAUUGGAUCCUGAGGAAACUAUGUCUGUUAGUGACUUUGUAAUAAUUUGCCCUGUUUUCUGUCUUCGUUAGUGUUGGAUUAACUGAAUGUGAGGGUGUGUGUUAAAAAAUGGGAAGAAUCGAUUCGAACUUUAAAAGAAUUAAUCGCACAUCAAGUGCGAUGGGAAAAGGUGUUCAUAAUGCGCUCUGUAAAGCAGUUGUAGCAUGAAAUGCGUGUCUCUUUAAACAUCAGAAGGACAGGGUGCAGCAUGCCGUAUGUACACGUAAUGAAUUGUUUAUGAAUGCUUUGAGGAUUUGCACUGUGUAAAGUGAAGAACACGACUCCUAGGGAGUGUCCGAAACACAGGCGGACACGGGUAAUUAUUACGAGUCUUGUGUUGUUCUGAUUACUGCAAGCAAAUGCCUUGAUGCUGUUAAAGGUUUGAUUGAGAAAAAAAAAUGAC
Molecule: messenger RNA, 2249 nt
Organism: Danio rerio (zebrafish)
Lineage: Eukaryota; Metazoa; Chordata; Actinopteri; Cypriniformes; Danionidae
Gene: rap1b
Product: RAP1B, member of RAS oncogene family
Biological process (GO): signal transduction; Rap protein signal transduction; MAPK cascade
Cellular component (GO): cytosol; anchoring junction; membrane
Molecular function (GO): GTPase activity; GTP binding; G protein activity
Source: RefSeq, marked provisional